AUGACCAACACACCCCCAGAUCAGUUGCAGGCAGUUCUACCAUCUACACUAGAGACAUAUGAAGCAUGGGUGCUGUCUCAUGGGGUUAGCCGUGCGGUGGAUGUCUUAGCAGCGGACAAUGGCACUCGUCUGCUUUGGAUAGGGCCAAGUGUAUCAAAGAAGGUACUUCUUUUCUUCCACGGUGGCGGAUAUGUGAUGCCACUUUCUGAAGCGCACUUGGACUGGAUGUCAUAUCUACGAACCGAAGCAGUCAACGCUGGUGUAGAUAUGAGUGUGUGUAUUCUGGAAUAUGACCUGAUACCAACCAGCAAAUAUCCCAGACAGAUGAAACAGGCAAUUUCUGCAUUACAGCGUCUACUGAUUUCCGGGUAUAGACCUUCUGAUAUCGUCUUCGGAGGAGACUCUGCUGGAGGCCACCUGUCGCUUUCCCUCAUGUCGCAUCUCCACUAUCACUAUCAAGCCGAUGAGGAAGCAAAGAAUGUCGUUCACCUACAGAGCCCUGUGAAAGGAUGUUUCCUCGUGUCACCACUAGCAUCGUUCGAGUUCAGUACACCGUCCUACCAAAGGUGGUUCAGUGCCGAUGUUCUUACUCGCAAAAAUGUAGACGAGUGGGGACGUUAUCUUGUCGAUGAUUCUCCAUGGCACGAAGAGAUAUCUGCUGGAUAUGGCUGGGGAAUGGCCCUAGAUGUUCCAGAUAGCUGGUGGGACAGUUUCACGGCUGUAGAUCAUAUUCUCGUGACCGGCGGCUACGAGGAGGUUUUCAGUGAUCAUAUUCAACUGUUGGGCAAGGUCUUCAAAACAAAUUGCAAGGGGAACGUGUCCUUGCACAUGAGUAAUGAAACCCACGACGGACCGUUUAUGGACUUUGCGGCUAGAAGGCCGCCCAGUGCAACUACAAAGGCUAUCAGAGACUUUGUUAUAGCUUGUUUAAAGGACUAA
Aspergillus tubingensis is the source of this 939-nucleotide messenger RNA. RefSeq names its product alpha/beta hydrolase. The coding region runs from base 1 to 939 and encodes 312 amino acids. The record is from RefSeq and is a predicted model, not a curated record. NCBI's taxonomy places the organism in Eukaryota, Fungi, Ascomycota, Eurotiomycetes, Eurotiales, Aspergillaceae. Gene Ontology annotation, molecular function: hydrolase activity. The transcript is spliced from 4 exons.